AUGAUUCUACUAGGACACCUGAGACUGGUUCUGGGGCUCAGGCUUCUGGGGCUACCGCGACUGAAGCAGAUGGCUGGCCAGUUUGUGUCAAACAGGGGCGGAUGUCUGCUAUUUUCGGGAAACAGGGCUGAUAUUGAUAAAAUGCAUACAGUGAUCCAUAAGAGAAAAUUGUACUUUUUCACUGAUGGAGAGUACUACACUUUCAGACUCAACAGUGAUCAGACUACAGUUGGAUUGGCACAGAAGAACGAGAUGAAGAAGGUGGAGAACUACACGUGGCAGAAGGAGCCAGGAGAAGAAGAAGGAGAGGAGGAGUCAAAGACGGUGCAUUUCAUGGAUUUGCAGCCAAAGAAGAAGGAAAACAGUGGUGGACUAUUCGACAACAUCGGUGAUGGGAAACUGGGACGAAGCAAGGGAAUUGGGACGCUGACUACGACGAUAUCAAGAGAAGAAGGGGAGAGUAGCAAGGUGCCAAAUUACGGGGUGAAAGAGGCUAAAAAUACCAAAAAGAAGGAGGAGAAGGCUAGGGCCAAUAUGAAUGUGCAAAGAGAAGAGGUAGAAAAUGAGGGAAUUAAAACAGGAAGGGACAUCGAGUCAGAUGACUACGAUUCGAUGGCACCGGGGCAGUUUGACCUGUCAGUCAGCACCAUCGACUACCACGACAGGACAUUCAGUCUCAAGAAGGGCGAAUUGUGUCUGGCCUACUUCAAGGAGAGCUUCAUUCUCACAGGAUGCAACACGGGUGCCCAGAAUCAGGUAUUUGGGGUUGUGGACGUGAAGGAGGGAACAAGGAGAAUGACAGAAUGCAUGAAGCACGAUAGAAAGAUACCAGAAAGAACAAAGAGGGAGAAUCCAGGCGUAGGAAGGAGCCAGGUUGAACAGACAGCAGCAAAGCAGGCAAGAGUGCUACUUGGGGCAGCAAAGAACUCAAAUAUGGCAGGAAGUGGGACUCGUGUAUCACUGACGCAGCCAAUUGACCAGGAGGAUCUUCUUCCUGAGGCAGAGGCACAGAAGCACGACGUGGUUGGCGUCCUCGACAACAUCACCAGGCUUCUGGACACCGAGUUGCGUUGA
Messenger RNA from Enterospora canceri, 1074 nucleotides. The record is from the annotation of a GenBank genome assembly. Lineage: Eukaryota; Fungi; Microsporidia; Enterocytozoonidae.